AUGAGUUUUAUUGGAAAUAUUGGUAAAAAAGCUGUUGAAAAAGCCUAUAAUCUUGCAUCAAAAAUUGAAGGCGGUUGUGAUUAUGUAACUUCAGCUACUAAUACAGUCAAUACAUUAGUUAAAGGCACAGAUCCACGUGCUUAUUUAAAACAUGGAAAUGUAAUUCAAUUACUUUCUCGAUCAUCCGGACGUUCAAUACAAAUUGUAGUUUCAAAAACAAAUCAAUUAAUGUGUAAUGCUGUUGGUGGUAUUGGUUUACAUUAUUCAAAUGCUUGUUGGAUUGUUCUUACUACACCAAAUGGUCAUUAUUAUUUUCAUAAUAAUUAUAAUUUUCUUGCUAUUAAAUAUGGUCAACUUGUCAUUAUUCCAUCAUCAAUAAAUACAUAUCCUCCUCUUGAAGCUGAAUUUCGCGUACAAGAUGUUUUAGGUUCCGCUCAUGCUUUUUAUUUAGAAUCUGUACGAACGCCUGGAUAUUUUGUUAGUUUUGAUUGGAAUGGUGAACCUUGUCAACAAAUAAAAAUGGACACAAGAGAAAGAUUUGGUCAACUUGAAAUUCAUCUUAUUACCCAUGGAUCUGGUAUUCAACAUGAAACUGUUCAAACAAGAGUUGAAACAUUGGAUCCAUCAGCACCUCCAUCAUAUUGGGAAGCAACUAAUGAAUCAAAUGAUCAAUCUCGAACGGAACAUAAAUCGAAUUGA
Messenger RNA from Rotaria sp. Silwood2, 699 nucleotides. The record is from the annotation of a GenBank genome assembly. Lineage: Eukaryota; Metazoa; Rotifera; Eurotatoria; Philodinida; Philodinidae.